AUGGAAAAGAGGAACGAUCCAACGAGAAACCUUGCCGGCGAUACAGGCACAAUUGCCUCUCGCACGGCUAUUAGCCGUUUCCGUCCAGGACAAUUGUUUGGGGCAACAGGACUGAAAUCCCGAGACCCUAAACCUCAGACCUCUUACGCCGUGGCUGGCAAAAUGACACUCAAGGGUGGCGCGUUACGUAGCUAUCAUGACGUGGGCGCAAUUCUCAGUCUUUCAACCGAACACGGUGCCUUUGGAUCUCCGCGAAGACAUCUGAACCCCCCAGAGGCUAGUCUGACGCGAGGAUAG
Molecule: messenger RNA, 297 nt
Organism: Penicillium alfredii
Lineage: Eukaryota; Fungi; Ascomycota; Eurotiomycetes; Eurotiales; Aspergillaceae
Exons: 1
Coding region: 1-297 (98 amino acids)
Source: RefSeq, a predicted model, not a curated record